Molecule: messenger RNA, 1536 nt
Organism: Cynocephalus volans (Philippine flying lemur)
Lineage: Eukaryota; Metazoa; Chordata; Mammalia; Dermoptera; Cynocephalidae
Gene: MED18
Product: mediator complex subunit 18
Exons: 3
Coding region: 163-789 (208 amino acids)
Biological process (GO): regulation of transcription by RNA polymerase II; termination of RNA polymerase II transcription
Cellular component (GO): core mediator complex; mediator complex
Molecular function (GO): transcription coregulator activity
Source: RefSeq, a predicted model, not a curated record
GUAGGGUGGUUGCCCUGGUCAGGGGACUUGCGCGGCUCGGGUAACUUGAGGGCUGGUGACUGAUUGUCUCUCAAAGGCUUCGAGGUGCGCGGGUGUAUGCUGUGUCUUACGUGAUUGGAGACUGAGUCCAGUAUUGUUUUCUUCAACUUAAUCAGACAGACCAUGGAGGCACCUCCAGUCACCAUGAUGCCGGUCACUGGGGGCACCAUUAACAUGAUGGAGUACCUGUUGCAGGGUAGUGUUUUAGAUCACAGUUUGGAAAGCCUCAUCCACCGCCUUCGUGGUUUGUGUGACAACAUGGAACCUGAGACUUUCCUUGACCAUGAGAUGGUAUUUCUUCUUAAGGGCCAGCAGGCCAGCCCCUUUGUUCUAAGGGCUCGGCGCUCUAUGGAUAGGGCAGGGACACCCUGGCAUCUGCGCUACCUGGGACAGCCAGAAAUGGGAGACAAGAACCGCCAUGCCCUGGUACGAAACUGCGUGGACAUUGCCACAUCUGAGAACCUCACCGACUUCUUGAUGGAAAUGGGCUUCCGCAUGGACCAUGAAUUUGUUGCCAAGGGACACUUGUUCCGUAAAGGCAUCAUGAAGAUUAUGGUAUACAAGAUUUUCCGCAUCCUGGUGCCAGGUAACACAGAAAGCACUGAGGCCUUGUCACUCUCUUAUCUUGUGGAAUUAAGUGUUGUUGCACCAGCUGGGCAGGACAUGGUCUCUGAUGACAUGAGGAACUUUGCUGAGCAGCUGAAACCUCUGGUUCACCUAGAGAAAAUAGAUCCUAAAAGACUUAUGUGACUAAGAGGGUCUGUCUCUCUUUGGGGCCUGUCCUCAUCUGUUAGAAAAAAGAUGUUAUAGAUGCCCCAUUCCACCACUGACCAGGCAUUCAUCCUUCAGGAAGGAGGACAGUGAGAAUUUGGUUGGUUCUUUGUACUGUAUUCGUUGUGUAAUUUUACUUUCAUGGGAGCCUUUCUAAAUGAAAAAAGAAAGCCUCAUUAGAAAAAAAAAAAGGCUCAUUUAGAAAAGCUCAGGAUAAGGGCCGAGCCCGUGGCGCACUUGGUAGAGUGCUGCGCUGGGAGCGCGGCGACGCUCCCGCCGCCGCAGGUUCGGAUCCUAUAUAGGACUGACCGGUGCACUCACUGGCUGAGUGCCGGUCACGAAAAAACGACAAAAAAAAAAAAAAAAAAAAGAAAAGCUCAGGAUAACACGGAGAAUCCAAUUCCACUGCAUAAAUAGGGGAAACUGGAAGAAAUUAGCUUUUGGAAAGAAAAGUCCCUUAAUUGUUUUGCCAUUUGUGUGUAAGGUUUGUAACAUAGAGGCUAUGAGCUUGUAUUGUAUGGUAAUAAAGGCUAUGAAGGGAAAUGAUUAUGUAAUUCUGAUUCUUUACUCCUUUCCCCUGCUAAUUUGGGGUGGAUUCAUUGCCAGUUGGAGCAAAAAAAAUGACAGUUUCUAGUUUUAUUUUUGAUAAAGAUGAUAGUUUUCACCUUUCAUAAAAGCAUGUUCGUUGUUGAAAAAUCUUGAAAUACAGAAAAAAUAAUAAAAAUA